Molecule: messenger RNA, 645 nt
Organism: Rodentolepis nana
Lineage: Eukaryota; Metazoa; Platyhelminthes; Cestoda; Cyclophyllidea; Hymenolepididae
Source: the annotation of a GenBank genome assembly
AUGAUCGAGAAGCAGCUGACAAAGCACUUGUUUAAAGCAGUUGAAAAAGGCGAUAUUACUGCUACCGUAAAUCUCAUUAGAGCUGGAGCCAACGUUAACAGGCGUGCAGAUAUUGACGAUGCCACGCCGCUCAUAACAGCAGCCGAGAAGGAGAAUUUAGAAAUGAUGGAGAUGCUUCUAAAUUAUGGAGCUAAUGUUCACGCCAAGAAUUCAGAUUACGAGUGUGUUAUUCGUAUUUCUGCCUCCAAGGGCCACUUAGAAGGUGUCUUGCGAAUAUAUUUCGAUAUCGUGAAACUCCUAUUUGAUGCGCCCGAUCCCUCAAGAGACAGAACAGAGGAACUAAAUCAUGCAAUUCUCUGGGCUACUAUUAGCAAAGACCCGAGUGUAGUCAAAAUUUUGUUGGAGCGCAACGCAGACCCAAACUUCAGUGAUUCUGCGGAGUCACCGCCUAUUUUCUCUGCUAUUCACGACAAAAACCUGGAAAUACUCAAUCUUCUUAUUGAUUAUAAGGCAAAUGUAAAUGCCAGAAGUGGCAAUGAUCACACGCCUCUAAUGGCUGCGGUUAUGGUUGAAAGUGAAACUAUUGUCAAGCGUCUUAUUGAAGCAGGUAAUGAUGUUGUUAACUCACUGCCCGAUUUCAUUUAA